This is a messenger RNA of Cercocebus atys (sooty mangabey), 1272 nucleotides long. RefSeq names its product breakpoint cluster region protein-like. The annotation marks the transcript as partial. Gene Ontology annotation, molecular function: GTPase activator activity. The transcript is spliced from 8 exons. Gene Ontology annotation, cellular component: membrane. NCBI's taxonomy places the organism in Eukaryota, Metazoa, Chordata, Mammalia, Primates, Cercopithecidae. The record is from RefSeq and is a predicted model, not a curated record. Gene Ontology annotation, biological process: positive regulation of GTPase activity; signal transduction.
GGUGUUUUGUACCAGCACAGACUGUGUUCAGCUGGACCCACAGGCCCUGCAGGACAGAGACUGGCAGCGCACCGUCAUCGCCAUGAAUGGGAUUGAAGUAAAGCUCUCGAUCAAGUUCAACAGCAGGGAGUUCAGCUUGAAGAGGAUGCCGUCCCGAAAACAGACAGGGGUCUUCGGAGUCAAGAUUGCUGUGGUCACCAAGAGAGAGAGGUCCAAGGUGCCCUACAUCGUACGCCAGUGCGUGGAGGAGAUCGAGCGCCGAGGCAUGGAGGAGGUGGGCAUCUACCGCGUGUCCGGAGUGGCCACGGACAUCCAGGCACUGAAGGCAGCCUUCGACGUCAAUAACAAGGACGUGUCGGUGAUGAUGAGCGAGAUGGAUGUGAACGCCAUCGCAGGCACGCUGAAGCUGUACUUCCGUGAGCUGCCCGAGCCCCUCUUCACCGACGAGUUCUACCCCAACUUCGCCGAAGGCAUCGCUCUUUCAGACCCGGUUGCAAAGGAGAGCUGCAUGCUCAACCUGCUGCUGUCCCUGCCGGAGGCCAACCUGCUCACCUUCCUUUUCCUUCUGGACCACCUGAAAAGGGUGGCAGAGAAGGAGGCAGUCAAUAAGAUGUCCCUGCACAACCUCGCCACGGUCUUUGGCCCCACAUUGCUCCGGCCCUCCGAGAAGGAGAGCAAGCUCCCUACCAACCCCAGCCAGCCCAUCACCAUGACCGACAGCUGGUCCUUGGAGGUCAUGUCCCAGGUCCAGGUGCUGCUGUACUUCCUGCAGCUGGAGGCCAUCCCUGCCCCGGACAGCAAGAGACAGAGCAUCCUGUUCUCCACCGAAGUCUAAGAGCCCCAGUCCAUCUCCAGGAGGCGAACAGACGGCCUGGAAACCUCUGGCUAAUCAGGCCAUCCGUAGAGUGGGAACCUUCCUGAGGUGUCCUUGGGCCACCAAGUGUCGGGCCAUCUGCCAAGAGACAGCGACCCAAAGGCAAAGGACAGGUGGACUGGGCAAAUCCCGCCUAGGUCUGGAAGCCCCAGACUGGCCUCAGACUGUGGUUUUUUUCCCUGUGGCCACCCGAGGGCGCCCCAAGCCAGUGCAUCUGAGAGUCCAGGCCUGGCCCUGGGAGACAGGGUGAAGACAGUGGUUUUUAUGAACUUAACUUACAGAGUUUAAAAGGUUUCUACUGGAUCACUUGUCAAGAUGCGCUCUCUGCGGGGAGAAGGGAAUGUGACCAGAUUCCCUCACUGUUGUAUCUUGAAUAAAUGCUGCUGCUUCAUCCUGUG